This is a messenger RNA of Centrocercus urophasianus (Greater sage-grouse), 1777 nucleotides long. It is a transcript of the gene DCTD, whose product is annotated as dCMP deaminase. Gene Ontology annotation, biological process: dUMP biosynthetic process; dTMP biosynthetic process. The coding region runs from base 612 to 1091 and encodes 159 amino acids. Lineage: Eukaryota; Metazoa; Chordata; Aves; Galliformes; Phasianidae. Gene Ontology annotation, molecular function: zinc ion binding; dCMP deaminase activity. The record is from RefSeq and is a predicted model, not a curated record. The transcript is spliced from 10 exons. Gene Ontology annotation, cellular component: cytoplasm.
CGUUACUCGGUGCGCGCCGCCUGAAAGCGCUCCUCUGAACUCUCUCUAAAACUCCGUUAAAGCUCGAGGAAGCGCCGGCAGGGAACGUGCACGGACUGUGUAGGUGCCCUUCUGGCCUGAAAGGCAGCCGCACGCACGUUGCGUUGGGAAGCCAGGUGUGAAUUACGGCGCGGGAGAGGAGUAGUGAGGCAGGUUGCCAUGGCUCGGCUGAUAGAAGGUGGACUAAGAAGAGUACGAGCUGCAAGAAGGCUGCACCAUGCACCAGGGUACCAGAGGUCUCUGAAGAGUCAUUUGUGAUGUUUCAAUUCAGCAAAGCAAGGACUUUGAGUGUUCCAGUUCUGUCACAAAGAUAUGAAUGGUCCUGAGACAGAUGAAGAAUGUAAAUAAGCUUCUAGACCAAAGCGUAAGACAAAGACAGUGAAGAUGAGAAUUCAGACAGCAGCUCCAGAUUCCAGAGGACUACAAGGAAGAACAAGAUGAAAGCAAGAGUCAAUAACCCCUGAAAAAUGAGAAAAAUGUACAUUUGUGGACUUAACAGAUGGAGAUAAGGUUUUGGCGAUGAAGCAUCCUGUAAAAAACGAGAGGAUUAUCUGGAAUGGCCUGAAUAUUUUAUGGCAGUCGCAUUUUUGUCAGCGCAGAGAAGCAAGGACCCAAGUUCUCAGGUUGGUGCCUGUAUUGUAAAUUCAGAAAACAAGAUUGUUGGAAUUGGGUACAAUGGGAUGCCUAAUGGCUGCAGUGAUGAUGCACUACCUUGGACAAGAACAGCAGCACAUAGAUUAGACACAAAGUAUCCUUACGUGUGCCAUGCUGAACUGAAUGCCAUCAUGAACAAAAACUCAGCCGAUGUGAAAGGGUGCAGCAUGUAUGUUGCCUUAUUUCCAUGUAAUGAAUGUGCAAAGCUCAUCAUCCAGGCAGGCAUAAAGGAAGUGAUUUAUAUGUCUGACAAGUAUCAUGACUCUAUUGAAAUGACGGCUGCACGGCGGAUGUUUGAUUUAGCUGGUAUUGUAUACAGGGAAUUCAAGCCAAAAUGUAACAAGAUCAUCAUCGACUUUGAUUCAAUUAACAGCAGACCAAGUCAAAAACUUCUGUGAAUUAAGUCCCAUUAUAUCUCUAGAAGACUGUGAUUAUCCUUCUCUAAAAAGCUGCUAAUGCCUUUCAUCUUGAAGUUACUUGCAACUUUUUAAUGGCUUCUACAGUAAAGUAGACUUCUAAGAAAUGUAAGGCAUAAAAUGUUCCUCUCACUUCAUCUUGUCAUGUGGAAUCUAAAUCAACUUAAAAUCUUUAAUGCCUUUAUCAAAUCUGCUUUAAAAGUCUAGGAAUGUAGGUGAGACAAUAUAAUCCAUGUACAGAAAACUGUUCUGGUUCUUGCUGCAUUCAUCACCACAUGCUCUGAUUGGCUGUCAGCACUGAUUUAGAGUCAGUUAAACAGCAGUUCUUAUAGUAACCAGUAGUACAUUCAAAUAUGCUAAUGUAUGUUGAUCUCUCUAUUGGAUGUGUGGAUCUAAAUAGCUGAUCCUAAUAAAUGACAAAAUGUGUUAUCCAUACAAGUACCAAUCUUCUAACUUGCAUAACACUAGUGUUUUAAAAGGUUAUACAGAUUAAAGUAUAUAUUGUAUUUUACAUGUGUUACCCAACAAAAGGAAGUUGAUUUUUCUAUUAACUGCUAUCUAAUACUGUUAUACUUGUGCGGUGGUGAGACAGGAAGUUGUUCUGAGAAUGGUCGAUGCUGGAGCAAGCUUUAGAGACCUUUCAAUUCUUUUUUUUUUUUCACCAAGAC